This is a messenger RNA of Suillus bovinus, 2214 nucleotides long. RefSeq names its product flavin-containing amine oxidoreductase-domain containing protein. The coding region runs from base 171 to 2096 and encodes 641 amino acids. Gene Ontology annotation, molecular function: L-amino-acid oxidase activity; polyamine oxidase activity. Gene Ontology annotation, biological process: amino acid catabolic process. The record is from RefSeq and is a predicted model, not a curated record. NCBI's taxonomy places the organism in Eukaryota, Fungi, Basidiomycota, Agaricomycetes, Boletales, Suillaceae. The transcript has 5 exons.
CGACGUACGGGUGUUCCUGUCCAAUUUUUUACUGCGCUAUGCAGUCACGGAAUUGGUCAACGUUUCUUAUUCUCCGAAUCAAGCACAAUAUAUAAUGUGAGUUUCGGUUUUGUUCAUACCAGAGCAGUCUUAUUCAACACAUUCCAUCUUCAAUAUCACUUACGCUUACCAUGGAUUUUGGAGGAGACGUAUUCGGCUACUUGGGUCGAAACAUCAUCCAUGAUCAUAAUAGUGUUCUUCUCAAAAAGCUUCCUGGACAUUCCGAACACCAUGCUGGUCGUAGACAUAUCCCGCAGCUACCAACACUAUCGAAGCUUCCGCUCUCUCCGGAUGGCGCUAGUAAUAAGGACAGCCACCCGGUUGGAAUUUUAGGGGCAGGGGUUGGUGGUCUAUACACCGCUCUCAUGCUAGAUUCGCUGGACAUCAAGUACGAGAUCUUGGAGGCAUCAGACCACACCGGUGGCCGCCUCUUCACCUACAAGUUCCCGGAUAGCAACGAAUAUGACUACUAUGAUGUUGGUGCCAUGAGGUUCCCCCUGCCGCAGAAAGACAGUGAAGGCAAUUACAAGACCGGUAUCAUGAAGCGCUUAGGCGAUUUAAUCAACUAUUCAAAGCUCAACGACGGUGAAAUCAUACCUUUGAAGUCCAAACUUAUCGAUUACUAUUACGAGGCGAGGCGAGGAGGAUCUUUCCUCUACUUCAACAAUGAACAGUACCAAGUCUCCGAUAAAUCGCACCCUCCUGACUUCCAUGCAGGGAAAAUGGGUGUUGAGUCCGAGUAUGUCACUGUAGGAGUAAAGAAGAUUGUCGACGAUGUCAUUGAGCCAUUCGCCCGCAUGCUCAUAGACGAUUUGGAGAAGCAGGUCACUAAGGGAUGGGAGGUCAUGAAGAAGAACGACGCAUACUCGCUUCGCGCAUACAUGUUGUUCAAGUACAUUCCCAGCGUCAACCUCAAGCUCCCGCCUAUGCAUCUUUCCACCAACGUUAUCAAUUGGUGCGAGACAUUCGAAGACAGCACCGGCUCAUAUGACCGCGCUCUAACUGAAGCGGUUCUCGAGUCGCUGGCGUUUGCCAAGGCCGAUUCGGGCAUCGUGGAAUGGAAGUGUUUCAACGGCGGUUCUCAGGUGCUCACCGAGUACAUGACGGAUUACAUCACAAAGAAGAAACCCGGUGCUAUCAAGCUCAACAACAGAGUCACUUGCAUCUCUCAGGAUACUGACACCAUGAAGGUUUCUGCAAGGAACACAGUAAAUGGCAAGGUGACCACCGCAUACACAUAUUCACAUGUUAUAUCGACCACCCCUCUGCCAUGCCUGCGGGCAAUGGAUCUCUCUGGUGCUGGUUUAAACGUGAUGCAGAAAAACGCAUUGCGCAAGCUACAGUACGGUCCUUCAAUCAAAGUUGGGAUCUAUUUCAAAUCAGCAUGGUGGACGGACCUGUUCGGUAUCGAAGGAGGCCAAUCAUUCACCGACCUUCCCAUUCGAACUAUCGUCUACCCUUCUUACGGGAUCUACAGUAGCUCACCAUCCACAGUACUGAUCGCGAGUUACUGUUGGACAAAUGACGCAGAACGCUUGGGAGCGCUCAUCAACAGUGGUAAAGACAGUUACAACGAGCAACUAAAGGAACUCGUGCUGCGCGAUCUCGCGGCAGUACACGGAGACAAAGCUAAUUAUCAGUUCUUAUUGGACCAAUUCAAGGACAUGCAUGCAUGGGACUGGACCUGCGACCCGCUCACCAUGGGUGCCUUUGCGCAGUUUGGGCCUGGAGAUUUCCAAGAUUUAUACACCUCUCUCACUGUUCCAAAUCAGAACAAGAAGUUCCACUUCGCUGGAGAAGCUAUUAGCACCCGUCAUGGAUGGGUUGUUGGUGCGUUGGACAGUGCAUGGCGCGCAGUGUACGAAUACCUGCUUACUUCUAGAACGCCUCAAGACACCAUUGACAAAUUCUUCAAACUGUGGGGCACAAACGUCGAGUGGGUACACCCAUCACCCUUGUGUGGUAAAGAUAAAGACAGUGCAGAGGCGAACACUAUGCUGCGAGUUCACAUGGGAUUAGCCUAUGCUGGUGAAUUGUCUGGGGAGGUGAAGUUUUGAACAAGAUGUAGUAGUUAGCUUGGUAUCAUCGACUGAAUAUGUAACAUCACUCGCUUUGUACUAUCAUGUAUGAUUUGUUUGUUCCGAGGAACUGAAAUACGUUGUAUGUUUCCGUUAA